Messenger RNA from Harpegnathos saltator (Jerdon's jumping ant), 3760 nucleotides. It is a transcript of the gene TM9SF3, whose product is annotated as transmembrane 9 superfamily protein member 3. The transcript is spliced from 10 exons. Gene Ontology annotation, cellular component: membrane. The record is from RefSeq and is a predicted model, not a curated record. Gene Ontology annotation, biological process: protein localization to membrane. Lineage: Eukaryota; Metazoa; Arthropoda; Insecta; Hymenoptera; Formicidae. The coding region runs from base 181 to 1935 and encodes 584 amino acids.
GGUGUAUAUCGCUCUAACGUUCCUGAUACGUGUCCGUCCCGUGUGUGGUGUCCGGUGUUUCUGCUAGCCGCAACGCUGGCGUAUCACGAAUCUAUGGGGAUUGUCUGUCAUCGCGUUUCGCUGGAAUCUUUCUGUGUGCUCGCGUAAGGCGCCCGGUGCGCCUUCCCGUCACGAAUAAGCAUGUGUCGGGCACGACUGUUACUCCACUUUUUGGCUCUUAGCCUCCUCCCCUUCGUCCGUACCGACGAGCACACUCACAUCUACGAGGACGGCGACGAAGUUGUACUAUGGAUGAGCACAGUAGGGCCGUAUCACAAUCGUCAGGAGACGUACUCCUAUUAUUCCCUACCCUUUUGUACGGGCACCAAGGAUGUUAUCAAUCACUAUCAUGAGACUCUUUCAGAAGCUCUCCAAGGUAUAGAGUUGAAGUUCAGUGGUUUAGAUAUCGAAUUCAAAGAGGAUAUCUCCAAAACAGAAUACUGCCAGACAAGUUUAAAUGAAGAAAGCCAAAAGGCUUUUGUAUACGCAGUAAAGAAUCAGUAUUGGUAUCAAAUGUACAUUGACGACUUACCAAUAUGGGGUGUUGUGGGAGAACCUGAAGAAAAAGAUGGAAUUAUUUCCUAUCAUAUCUGGACACAUAAAAAGUUUGAUAUAGGGUACAAUGGUAAACAAAUAGUGGAUGUCAAUUUGACCAGUGAAAACAAAGUGAAACUGAUUCAGGGUGCACAUAUUCCUUUUAGCUACGAAGUUAAUUGGAAGAAAAGUAAUGUCAAAUUUGAAGAUAGAUUUGACAAAUAUCUGGAUCCUAAUUUCUUCCAGCACAGAAUACAUUGGUUCAGCAUCUUCAACAGUUUCAUGAUGGUAAUUUUCUUGGUUGGAUUAGUAUCGAUGAUUUUGAUGCGUACCUUGAGGAAAGAUUAUGCCAGGUACAGUAGAGACGAAGAAAUGGAUGACAUGGAGAGAGAUUUGGGCGACGAGUAUGGCUGGAAGCAGGUGCACGGCGACGUAUUUAGACCCGCGAGUCACGCCAUGCUUUUCUCGGCUCUUAUAGGCGCGGGCUACCAGGUCACGGUGGUUGUGCUGAGUGUAAUUAUUUUCGCUAUUCUGGGAGAACUCUACACGGAACGCGGAUCGAUGCUGUCGACAGCGAUAUUCGUGUACGCUGCGACGUCGCCUAUCAACGGGUACGCGGGUGGUGGGCUGUAUGCACGGAUGGGCGGACGUGUGUGGAUCAAACAGAUGAUCCUCAGCGCCUUCAUGUUGCCGCUGCUGGUAUGUGGCACGGCCUUCUUCAUCAAUUUCAUCGCCAUGUAUUACCAUGCCAGCAGGGCGAUACCGUUCGGAUCCAUGGUCGCGGUCACGUGCAUCUGCAUAUUCGUGAUCUUACCGCUGACACUGGUAGGUACGAUUCUAGGCCGAAAUCUCGCCGGAACGCCAGAUGCUCCGUGUAGGGUGAACGCAGUGCCACGUCCGAUACCCGAGAAGAAGUGGUUCAUGGAGCCGUUGGUGAUCAUUAUGCUGGGCGGGAUCUUACCUUUCGGCUCGAUCUUCAUCGAGAUGUACUUCAUCUUUACCUCGUUCUGGGCGUACAAGAUUUACUAUGUCUACGGCUUUAUGUUACUAGUGUUUGUUAUUCUCAUGAUAGUGACGGUGUGCGUCACUAUUGUAUGUACAUAUUUCCUGCUGAACGCCGAAGACUAUCGAUGGCAGUGGACGAGCUUUCUCGCGGCGGCUUCAACGGCCGGUUACGUCUAUAUCUAUUCGUUUUACUAUUUCUUCUUCAAAACCAAAAUGUAUGGUCUCUUCCAAACGGCAUUUUACUUCGGUUAUAUGGCGUUAUUCAGUUUGGCACUGGGCAUCAUGUGCGGAACGGUCGGCUACAUCGGCACUAACGCUUUCGUGCGGAAGAUAUAUUCCACAGUUAAGAUAGAUUAAAGAGAGAGGAACACGUCGCCGUCAUCAUUUGCAUCUUGGGUCGCAUGUAAUUUCCCAUGCAGCGCGCUGCUCACUGCUCAGGAUGAGGAUAACUCGCACUUCUGCCGGUGGCGCGGAGAGAACUCGAGAACUCCCAAGCAGUGAGCAUGACGCUCGAGCGCGAUUCUCAUUUCCCAGCUCAUCGUUAACUUACGCGAGCACAUCUUCUUUUUUUUCUAGGAUGCGGCAUCGCGUACGCAAUGUUUCAUACGCCCUUCGGAUGUACUGUAUUACUCUUCCAACGAAACUCACGUCGGCGCGCAGAUUACGGUCGCAGAUGUUCGAACGAUGUCUUCGUUUCGCUGUUCGCUCAUUUAAUUCCUUUCCUUUCGAGUCGCUCUGUCCCGGGGCAAGUAAAAAUGUGCUGUAAACGGGUCUUACCCGUCGUACUAGUAUGCGCGCAAUAUCUCGAGAACACACACACACACACACACAAACACACACACACACACACACAUAUACACAAACACAGUCGUCUGUCAAUAAUAAAAUAAUAAUUGUAAGAGUGUUAGUCGAAGUCCCAUACGAGUCCGAGCGCUUCGUGAUCGUGCAAAUUUCAGAUCGUCGCGCCGCGUGUAUUUUGUCAUCGCAAUAUUUUUUAUCGGUAUACUGGUUGUACUCAAAGUUUCUGUCAAAGCGGCCUCGGCAUCUUUAGUUCUCGAUGCAGCUCGGCACGCAGUCCAAUGGCCCAGUGAGAAAGGAUCGAAGCCACGGGAGUGAGUGAAAAAUAAACGUUCUCUCCGUUGGACCAUCGACUUCGUUCCAAACCGCAUCGGGGGAAGGACGUACAAACCGUUUUGUAAGCACGUGUACGCCAGCGGAGUUGACAAAUCUGUAAUGGUCGACGGUUCGGCAUACAUAUUACGAGUUCCUUCGAGUUUGCACGAUCGCGAUGGUUUCUCGCGCGUAUAUAAAUAAAUAUAUACCCGGCGCAUGUCGCGCCGUAUCGCGUUUGGGAACGCCACGUGAAAUUGAAGGAACUGUCGUGCGAGAAAAUUAACGAGUUUCCACGCUCUCUUGUAUGCUUUCUAGCUAAAUAAAAUUUAGUACGAGCGUUUAAACGCAACGACGUUUACGUUUACACACAUAUAUAUAUAUAUAUAUAUAUAUAUAUAAAACAUAAUACGAGGCAAGAGAUGAGCUCUUUUUCCAGUUCGAAGGGGCACGAAAUAAAACUUUAUGCGAUAUCGAGAGUUCUGAUACAUGAUUCGGAAUAAAUUAGACGCGAUAACGACAAUGUAUUAUAAUUUAUUAACGGCGUAGUUUUAUAAGGCUCUUACGUUGAUGUGCGGACUGCGUUUCAGCGUUAACGAUGACGAGUACCGCGAGUUUCAAGCCUGCAGCUUCCGUCGUUUCUCGGUGAGAAAAACUCUUAACUUAUCGCUGUGCUAGGUGAUAGUGCAAAGUAAGAGACAAAAGCCGAGGUGCCACACGUCAGGAUCUCCUCCCUCCGUUUGUAUGUCCGUUGUGUUACUUUGACGAAGCGCCGUCGUUAAACGAAAGCAAGUCCCGCCGAGUCUGCGUGCGUUCGCUACGAGGACAUGCGAGUCCUCGUGUCUCGUGAUUCCUUGGCGCCGGCGGACAAUCAUCCGCGCACGUACGUAUGUGUAUUAAUCGCCGUGAAGAAGUGACGAGUGAAUACAGCGUUUGACGAUUAAAAGAAGGAUUACUUGGAUAUUCGCGAGAAACACAAUGACGAGAGUAUUAUGUCUCGGAGGUUUUACCGGAUGACUAUGAUGAUUGUCGAUGGGAGUCUUCGAAAAUAAACGAUUUGUUGUUAGAUGUA